CCAGUGCUUCAUGACAUUUUGUGUAUUUUACAUGUGCACUUAAUAGGAAUACGUUAUCUAUAAAACAAGGUCAUGGUCGCUGUCAAAAUCGCUUGUCUUGUUACGAGGAGUUAACAUCGGUUUACUAUUUUAUAUCGAUAUACGUGGUCUAUUGUGCAAUAUAGUUUUUGAUGUAAUAAGUUUUAUACAUGUCAUCAGAAGUCGGUAUAUAAAUAUAUACGGGGUGUUUUAAGUCAGAACAGUGAAUAUUUGGUGUCAGGGAAAUGACUUGUUUUGGGUGUGAAACUCUUCUGUGGAUUGUUGCCAUAGUGAUUUUACUUGCUGCAGCAUUUUAUUUUUAUAUAACAUGGACUCACAGUAUUUUCAAGAAUGCCGGAAUCCCAGGACCAGAACCGGGUUUACUAGGACUGGUUUCAGAGUAUCGUGUCAAAACUAUGGGUGAUAUUGAUAUAGAGCUUCAUAAGAAAUAUGGAAAAAUUUUAGGGUAUUUUAACGCGAGACUACCGGUUUUAUCGGUGGCCGAUCCAGAAACAAUAAAGGAUAUUUGCAUUAAGCAUUUCAGUCAUUUUGUCGACAGACCAAGUGUAUUGCCAAUGAACAAGUAUGAGAAGGGAAUUCUGAGUUUUGCUCGGGGAGCAAAAUGGAAGAGCUCAAGAUCCGUCCUGACACCAACGUUUAGUUCUGGUAAAUUAAGAGAGAUGAUGCCAUUGAUGCACACAUGUACAGAGAAUCUACUUAAGCAUUUAGAACAACAUGCCAAUAGUGGGAAAUCUGUUGACGUGUCAACAUUUAUAAAAGGUUACUCAAUGGAUGUCGUCUGUAGUGUUGCAUUUGGCAUAGAUGUUGACUCUCAGAACGAACCCGAUAAUCCAGUGAUCAAGGCCUGUAUUAAAGCCAUGAAAAUGGAGAUGACCGACCCAUAUAUCAUAUUGUGUGUUACCUUCCCAUUUAUGGUUCGAGUGUUCGAGUCUGUAGGUAUUGGUUUUAUGGCUAGUGAUUGCAAAUCUGUUUUUACAAAACUUAUUGAUGAUGUUGUCAAGGAGAGGAAAGAAAAUCCAAGUAAACGGAAAGAUUUCCUCCAAUUGUUAAUUAAUGCCAACGAAGAAACCAAAAAUAACGAAGAUGGUUCGGCUUUUACGUACUAUGAUAUAUGGAGUGGCGCUGUGGUUUUCUUGCUAGCUGGUUACGACACAUCAUCAAUUGCUUUAACAUUUGCAAUCUACAACCUCGCAACACACCCUGAAAUACAAGAACGUGUGGUGGAAGAAAUAAACACAAAUUUCGCAAAGGAUGAAGUAGCUGACCAUGAUAAUGUUGGUAAAUUAACUUAUCUACAGAUGGUAGUAGAUGAAACUUUAAGGAUGUAUCCACCUUUAGCAAGAACCAGUCGUUCAGUUACUGAAGAAAUGGAACUGAAUGGUUACAAGAUAACGAAGGAAAUGGAAAUCUUUUUGCCAAUUUAUGCCAUCCACAGAGAUCCUGAUUAUUGGGAAAAUCCCGAUAGAUUUGACCCAGAACGGUUUUCACCCGAGCAGAAGUCUUCACGCCAUCCGUAUUGUUAUUUACCAUUUGGAGUUGGUCCACGAAAUUGUAUCGGUAAUCGUUUGGCUCUCAUGGAAGUCAAUACUGUGUUGGCCAGCAUUCUCAGAAAGUAUCGAGUCAUCUGUUCCCCAGAAACAGAGAGACCAACCAUACAACUAACGCCUGGAGAUUUCAUGUGCAGACCUAAAAAUGGUGUCUUCGUAAAACUGGAAAAGCGAGAUGGAUAAAUAUAAAAUGAUCUGAAAGAAAAGAUAUGACUUAAAUAAUUGUCUGGUGUUUCUUUCUGUAAAUAUGUUGAAUUAUGAAAUCCAUUUACUGCUUCUAUUCUGUUCUGUUUUCUGCUCAAUACCCUGUGAGUUAUCUGCACUUCCCAAAUACAGCAGAAGUAUCAUCUGGUGUCCUGGAAUGAGUUAGCAUUCCUAGUUCCAUAUCAUAGAUCCCCAUCCUUUCCUCCCUCUUACACCUUGUUUUGUUCAGUAAGUGAUAUCAGGAAUGAGUAAGCAUUCCUUGCUCCAGUUCAGGGAUUCCAAACCCUUUCCUUCACGACGUCCUGUUUUGUUCAGAAGCCGAGAAAGUUCUUUACCUCAUGACAACCGAGUUCCCAACAUUUUCCGUCCCGUUUACCCUUGGAAACUUUCACCCCAUUGUAUUGUUCAAACUUCUAUCUUAAUAAAGAAGUCUGGGAAUUUUUUAAAAUACCUUUUUUAACAUCAUUGUUUUAAGUUGAAAUAACAGUAACAAUAGCAAGCAUGCAGCGAGGUUAUUUCAUUACAUUCAUCUCAACUUCAGAUUUUUAGGGAAUUAUGAUUAAAAAAUAUGUAUAUUCAUGAGCAGCAAAUCUGGGUGUAAAUCUAUGCUAAGGGUAUUUAUAGUUAAAUGAGGGGAGGUUUGGGUUUAGUUUUUUGUUAUUUGGGUAAUUCGAUGCGCUUGUGAUUCUAUCAUGGGAUUUUUUUUGUUAAUAUUUCCUGCUUUAUUCGAAAUGUAUCUUGAUUUCACCACUAUUGCUUUUUAGUUGUAUUUCUAUAUUUUUUAGUUGUAUUUCUAUACUAUUUAGUUGUAUUUCUAUAAUAGCUUUCAUUUGUACAUGUGUUAUUUUAAAAAUGUAUGAUUUUAGUGCUACUUAUGUAUUGAACAGUUUAUGACGAU
This is a messenger RNA of Patella vulgata (common limpet), 2688 nucleotides long. RefSeq names its product cytochrome P450 3A6-like. Lineage: Eukaryota; Metazoa; Mollusca; Gastropoda; Patellidae. The coding region runs from base 264 to 1769 and encodes 501 amino acids. The record is from RefSeq and is a predicted model, not a curated record. The transcript has 14 exons. Gene Ontology annotation, molecular function: heme binding; iron ion binding; steroid hydroxylase activity.